CAACCCUUACCCUUGUCUUGUGAAACUUUGUUUCUUAUCUUCACCUCAACACAACAACCUUCCUCUGUUUGAGUGCCUUCCCCUGCAUUUUCAACUAUCUUUCUCUUUUCAUAUCACUCAUCAUGUCUUGCUUAGAAACUGAGGUCUGCCAAGAGAGAAAGCAUGGAGAAGAAUCAGAAGAGAUCACUCUUGAUGGGAGUGUUGAUUUGCAUGGCCGUCCUGCAAUCAGAGCCAAAUCUGGAAGAUGGCCUGCUGGAAUUAUCUUACUCUUGAACCAAGGACUAGCAACCCUUGCAUUCUUUGGGAUCGGAGUGAACCUAGUGCUGUUCCUGACAAGGGUGGUAGGACAAAAUAAUGCUGAAGCUGCUAACAAUGUGAGCAAGUGGACCGGAACAGUUUAUAUCUUCUCUCUUGUGGGUGCUUUCCUCAGUGACUCUUAUUGGGGAAGAUAUAAAACUUGUGCUGUCUUUCAGGUCAUCUUUGUUAUAGGUCUAAUGUCCUUAUCCCUGUCCUCAUACCUCUUCUUGAUUAAGCCUAAAGGUUGUGGGAAUGAAUUACUUCAUUGUGGGAAACAUUCAAGAUGGGAGAUGGCGAUGUUCUACCUCUCCAUCUAUCUGGUUGCCUUGGGGAAUGGAGGUUAUCAACCAACUAUUGCCACAUUUGGGGCUGAUCAGUAUGAUGAGGAGCACUCAACGGAGGGUCACUCUAAGGUGGCCUUCUUUAGCUACUUCUACCUAGCUUUUAACAUUGGCCAACUCUUCUCAAACACCAUUCUGGUCUAUUACGAGGAUGAAGGAAUGUGGGCUCUUGGUUUCUGGGUGUCUGCAGGCUGUGCCUUUGCCGCACUGGUCUUGUUUCUUGCAGGCACCCCGAGGUAUAGACACUUCAAACCCAGUGGUAACCCUCUCUCCAGGUUUAGCCAAGUCCUCGUGGCUGCAUCAAGGAAAUCCAAAUUUCAAAUGUUAUCAAAUGGAGAGGACUUGUAUGACAUGGAUAUGAAGGAGCCUUCCAACAAUAACAACAGAAAGAUUCUCUACACUAGCGGUUUCAAGUUCUUGGAUAGGGCAGCGUUGAUAACUUCAAGGGAUCUGGAGGACCAGAAAGAGAUUGGUAACAACCCCUGGCGUCUCUGUCCUGUAAGUCAAGUUGAAGAAGUGAAAUGCAUACUGAGACUUCUUCCAAUUUGGCUCUGCACCAUAAUAUACUCGGUGGUUUUCACACAAAUGGCUUCGCUUUUUGUAGAGCAAGGUGCUGCCAUGAAAACAACAAUUUCGCACUUCAAAAUACCACCAGCUAGCAUGUCUAGCUUUGAUAUCCUCAGUGUGGCAGUUUUCAUUUUCUUUUACCGUCGAGUUCUUGAUCCGUUUGUGGGUAAACUUAAAAAGACAGAUUCCAAGGGUCUUACAGAGCUUCAGAGAAUGGGAGUUGGACUUGUUAUAGCUGUACUGGCAAUGGUUUCGGCUGGAAUAGUUGAAUGCUAUAGGCUCAAGUAUGCAAAAAAAGGUUGCAUCCACUGCAAUGACACGAGCACUUUAAGCAUCUUCUGGCAAAUCCCUCAGUACGCAUUUAUAGGAGCUUCCGAGGUUUUCAUGUACGUAGGCCAGUUGGAGUUCUUCAACGCUCAGACACCAGAUGGCUUAAAGAGCUUUGGAAGUGCACUUUGCAUGACAUCCAUUUCUCUUGGGAACUAUGUGAGUAGCAUACUUGUUAGUAUGGUUAUGAAGAUCUCCACCGAGGAUCACAUGCCAGGAUGGAUCCCUGGAAACCUCAACAAAGGUCACUUAGAUAGGUUUUACUUCCUCUUAGCCGCCAUGACAUCAAUAGACAUGAUCGCCUAUAUUGCAUGUGCAAAAUGGUACAAGAGUAUACAGCUAGGUGGAAAACCUGAAGAGAAUGAUGAGCCAGGAGUAUAAUUUGCAAGGGACAUCAUGGAAAGGCAAUGGUAACAGCAUAUAUUAAUAAGAGAAAGAAAGGAGCAACUAGUCAAAAUAAUGUUGGUUAUAGUUGCUGUUAGAAGAAAUAGUUUGUAGGUUUGCGGAAAGAGAAGCCCUUCUUACACGAGUCUUUGACUCUCUUACAACUUGGCUCACUGUUUUUAAGGCUUAAAUAUGUUCAUGAAGCCCAGUUGUAUAAAACUAAACUUUGACGAGACAAUGACUGUUUUAGGGUCCCUAGAAACUUCCUUUCUUUCUCAUUUGUAAGUUCCAUUGUUAAAGAUGAAGUUAAAUAUGCUAUGUGGAUUUCCAA
Messenger RNA from Cajanus cajan (pigeon pea), 2247 nucleotides. Its product is annotated as protein NRT1/ PTR FAMILY 7.3. Gene Ontology annotation, biological process: transmembrane transport. The record is from RefSeq and is a predicted model, not a curated record. Gene Ontology annotation, molecular function: transmembrane transporter activity. Gene Ontology annotation, cellular component: membrane. Lineage: Eukaryota; Viridiplantae; Streptophyta; Magnoliopsida; Fabales; Fabaceae.